AUGUCUUCCGGCAACGGCUCUUGUUCGGGAGGCAGAUGGCGCACCCUAUUGCAGCAAUGCGACAAGGAUGGGCGAGCGGGCGAGCGGGAAGGCCUGAGCAGAGUUUGUACUGGGUCAGGUGGCCGGACGAUAAACGGCACGGAGAGGCAGGGUCCUGAGGUUGAUUCUCUUGCUUUGAUCAACCCCCCACCCAGACUUGGUCGCUCGCUUGACGCCUCACUAUUGACGAUGUAGUAGCUCGCGCACAAGCGAGCCGAGGACAGUCAUAGCCGCGGGCCAAUGACCUUGCGCAG
Molecule: messenger RNA, 293 nt
Organism: Gaeumannomyces tritici R3-111a-1
Lineage: Eukaryota; Fungi; Ascomycota; Sordariomycetes; Magnaporthales; Magnaporthaceae
Exons: 2
Coding region: 1-234 (77 amino acids)
Source: RefSeq, a predicted model, not a curated record